Messenger RNA from Stomoxys calcitrans (stable fly), 1534 nucleotides. Its product is annotated as mitochondrial tRNA-specific 2-thiouridylase 1. The coding region runs from base 439 to 1503 and encodes 354 amino acids. The record is from RefSeq and is a predicted model, not a curated record. Gene Ontology annotation, molecular function: sulfurtransferase activity. NCBI's taxonomy places the organism in Eukaryota, Metazoa, Arthropoda, Insecta, Diptera, Muscidae. Gene Ontology annotation, cellular component: mitochondrion. The transcript has 5 exons. Gene Ontology annotation, biological process: tRNA wobble position uridine thiolation.
GGAGUACAAGUCCAGGAUAAGCAAUAACUGCAGAAUGCGUGGAACAAAUAACAGUUUAAAGAUCAAUUAGCGAAAAAUUAAGUAAAGUAUGUUUUUGUAUGAUCUUGCUUUAAGGAUAAGCUAGAUCCAUGGGCUUGAAUAUAAAGUGUUAAAGUUAGUGUUGUGGAAGCCUCUUUUGAACAUGUGAAAGGCUUCAAAAACUCGUGUUUUCAUAUCGAGUAUCAUAUAUAAGCAAAAGCCGGUGCCGGCCGGCCUCUUACUGAGACUCUCCCCUCGAUACCGCUAAUUGUCUAAAUGCAGUUGCAACUAUUCCGUAUACGGAGUGUGUUUUGUGAAAGCUGAAAGUAUAUCAUUUUUCGCAACGAUGCGGCCGAAACCCUGUACAGAUGUUGGAAGUCAUAACAGAACUUAACAUGUUAUGAGGUACUUGGAGUCUUUAUGAGAAAUUGGGAUGAGUUCGAUGAAUUAGGACGAUGUUCAGGCGAAAAAGAUUUAUUAGACGCAGAAUAUGCAUGUAACAAACUGGGAAUUGAACUAAAGCAAGUCAAUUAUGUAAAACAAUAUUGGAACUCAGUGUUCACGAGUUUUUUGGAGGACUAUGAAAUUGGCCUGACCCCAAAUCCGGAUAUUUUGUGUAAUAAACAUAUUAAAUUUGAUUUGUUUUAUAAUUAUGCACUUUAUAACCUGCAGAAUAAUGCUAUUGCUACCGGUCACUAUGCAAAAACAAACUUUGGGCCAUUUUUGGAAAAGUAUCAGCAGAAUGAAGAUAUACGUUUACUUAUACCAAAGGACACAUUUAAGGAUCAAACCUUUUUUCUCUCAGGCAUAAAACGGCAUACCUUAAGGAGAACAAUGUUUCCUUUAGCCAAUUUUUUGAAAGCUGAGGUUAAAGAACUCGCCAUAAAGUGUGGUUUAGAGCGAUUGACACAGAAAAAAGAGAGUACUGGCUUAUGUUUUGUGGGUAAAAGAGAUUUCAAGGAAUUCAUAAAAGAGUAUAUAAAAUCCAAACCAGGCGAUUUUGUUGAUAUUGAUACUAAUCUAGUGGUGGGUCAUCACGAAGGCAUUCACCAAUGGACCAUAGGGCAACGCUGCCGCCUUCACUCCUUUCUCAAACCUUAUUAUGUAGCACAAAAAGAUGUUACAAACAACACCAUUUAUGUAGCUGCUGGUCAUGAAAAUCCUGCCUUAUAUUCCAACCAAAUUAUUGCCUCAAAUGCCAAUUGGUUUUCUUCAAAUGCAUUUGAACAAACAAUCAAUGGUGUGCUGAAGUGUCGUUUUCGUUUUCAGCAUACAAAACCUUUGGUGAACUGUAGUAUUUAUCGAAGACAAUCUGCAAAGAGCGCUCAAGACUUAAUUAUAGAACUUGACAAGCCCUUGCGAGCCAUAACCCCAGGACAAUAUGCGGUGUUUUAUAGUGAUACUGAUUGUAUAGGUUCUGCGAGAAUAUUAAGUGCCAGAAAUUUUAAAGCUAAACCUCAAACAAGAGAAAUUAUGGAAAAUUAAUGAAUAAAAUCAAAGCGGUAACCGAAAAGUA